Messenger RNA from Megachile rotundata (alfalfa leafcutting bee), 18728 nucleotides. Its product is annotated as jumeau. Gene Ontology annotation, molecular function: DNA-binding transcription factor activity, RNA polymerase II-specific; transcription cis-regulatory region binding. Gene Ontology annotation, biological process: regulation of transcription by RNA polymerase II. The record is from RefSeq and is a predicted model, not a curated record. Lineage: Eukaryota; Metazoa; Arthropoda; Insecta; Hymenoptera; Megachilidae.
GAAAAGUAUAGCAAAAAUUAUAUCUACAAUAAUUAUACAUUUUUAUAUAUAGUUUAGUAAAUAUAUAGAGAAGGUAAAUGUAAAAGAACGUUUAUUGACUUUGAUAGCAUUUAAAUUCACGUUUCACGUGAAAUUUAAAUUAAAUUACGAAUAACGUGCAAAGUGGAUGUUAUAGAAUGACAAAUUGUAGUAUGUUUUGUUUUCGCAUCAAAGUCGAUAAGUUCGUGUUUGGGUGUUACGUGUGCGUGUAUGUAUCGCAUUCCCGCCAUUACUGCAAUGGUUCAUUCUUAACGAGCCUGCCGCCCUCCCCUCUCUAGUAAAACUAUGGACUCGUCCAAUGUUUUCAAUCCCCCACCGAACAAAAUUUUUCCAUCAUUCGUUCAGGUUCUGAAAUUUUUUCGUCCCAAAUGAUUAAUAAAAAUCAAAAUCUUUUUUCUAGUCACGUACAAUAUUAAAAUAUAUAGAUACACGAGAAUAGUAAGUAGUUUUGUACGUGCUGUUUGGGUUCGGCCAUUUUGAAGUGGGGAAGGUAUAUGAGAAAACACGCGAUCGCUUCUGUCAUUCAUAACGCGAAUACUGGAAUCUCUUACUCGCGUGGUUAAUUAUUUAACGAAUAAUCGUUCGAAAGAAACUGUUAUCGUACAUAGAAACGAUAAUUGUGCGUAAAAAUAGAAAAGAAAAUAUCCUCGUAGAUAUCCCUCUGUCAGCCAUGUGCAUAAGUAUAUCGUUUAAAAUGUCCUCACAGCCUAUGGCAGGCGACCAAUGAGGAAAGGGUGGCAAAACCACGUGACCGCGGCUAGCCAAUCGCCGCGACGGGAUUUGAAAUCGUGCGUGGUCUUUGUUCACGAGCUUGCCGUCAACGUUACUUCAGUUCCGUAAAGGGGGCCUUGUGUCGGUGUCCGUUUAUACAUGGUCGCUGCCAAAAAUCGCAUAAUUCUCUUGUAAAUAUAUGUGUGAAAGUGGUGCUUGCCCGCAAGGACGACGUGCUUUAAGGAUUGUCAAACACACGGUAGGUCCGAUUAUGCUCUAUUACGUACCGUUCAUUCGAGUUUUCCUGAAAAAUCGGAAAAAUAUUUCAUGUGCUUUGCCGGCCCGCCGAGUCAUCGAAGCUUUCGAGUGUCAAGGUACGAGGGGGCAGUCAUGACGCUUUUGUGCAUCAAUUUUUUUUUUUACGUCUUUCUCGUUUUAAAGACUUUAUCACGCGUACGAUGUAUUCAAGUUACGUUCGUGUUUAUAUACAAACGGUUGACCAUAUCCAACAAAUCUGUCAGACCUGUUUAGUAGUUCAAUGAAUUUGUUGCCCUUACGGUGCCGGUAUUUUUUUUGCCGUUUUAGAUGUAAUUUCACGAUCAGCCACAGGAUUCAUACGUUUACCGCGCUUCGACGAUUCGACGACGUAAGCGGCCGUGAACAUAUCACCAUGGCAAUUAUUUAUUAAACGUAUAGCACGUUACACGAAAAUAAACAAUCGGCUCGACUCGUCUGUCAAAUCGAACUGAAUGAAUGAUUCAUCGUAGACAGAAUGGACAUCCGUAUAACUUUCGGCGGGAAGAGAGUGUAAUACCGGGAAAUCUUACUAAUUAUAAUACGUGUUUCCGGUGAUGAAAGCUAUCGUUAUAUCGUACCUUUUAUUUCUCUACGAUGCCACAUUCGUAUUUUUACGACGAAUCGUUCCCGUUUAGAGCCGCGUUCGUGAAUGACAGAGGCAAAUAAUCGUGCACGAAAGUGGCUUCUUUUAUUAUAAAUUUUUAGCGUUUUUAUUCGAUGAUAGAUCAUCGAAUACAACUGCAUCUCCUAUAGGUUAAUUCGAGCGUAAUAUAAAUAAUUAUCGAUUUUCAGAUACACUCCGAAUUAAAAUUAUGUACCGUAUACUGGUUUAAUCAAUGUUUACUUGUACGUUGCAUAAUAUUCUCGAGUAGUAAUACUUGACUCGUUUUGUACGCAUUCAUGAGACUAUGUAAUAAGACGACAGUGUUUAAUAACGAAAAAUAAUUGUUCGUGAGCAUAAUUAAUAUUUAAAAUUAGUAUAUUAGGUCGGAUUAAUACAUUCCCGUUAAAAAUUCGUGGAACGAAACAAUUGGGAUCGAUAAUGACCUGGGCAAUAAUUGAACAAGUACCUAUUUUCGGUAGGGAUCAGGAAUAUAUAAGGCUAUUAAAUUUCCGGCAAGAAAGGACCGACAUUGUCGAGUGUUACAAUCGAUACAUUGUAGUUUCGUAUAUUGACGCCUAACGGUGCAUCGUUCGUGAAAAAUUGUUUUCCUUUCGGACUUCCCAGAAGGACGUUUUUCGAAAAUGUUGCGAAUAACGAUAGUAGGGAGGACCCCUCGAGCAGUUUCAAGCCUCACCGCCACGGAGCUAUUGACCGUGGGAACCUUCUGGGAACCCCACUUCUCGCCAUAUGCCCACCGCAGGAAAUAUCCUACAGGCUCGACCGAAAUUUACCUCGCCAUGUUCGUGUUCACGAAUGAUUAUUUGUCACUGCGGAGUGGUCGUUCGUUCGCGUUGCCGAAUACUUUUUUGUUUAUUCGGUACUUUUUUACACGAGGGUAAAGAAAAGUCGUUCCUUGUAAAUCGAUGUCAUGCAUCGCUGAUCCUUUUUAUAAUUUCUUGGAACACUGUUUCUUGAACAAGUUUAAUAAUUAUGGAUCUUUAUUAUCGGUAGCGGAGGAAAUAAUUAAACAAUUCAAACUCUCGGAUACGGUUAACGUCGAGUUUAAAAUUUACGUUAACGAGUUAUUAAGAACAUCGUAAUUACACGUUCGACCGUUUUUUUCCUCCAUGCUUUUUUCUGUUUACCAAUGAAUCGUUCGAGGCAAACGUUUAAUUCACACGAUUGUUCUGUAACGAAGCCAGAGAGUGUCUCUCGGACGAGUUAGAAAGUCGCUUUGAAAGAUGUAGAAGGAUAGAGUCGUAAAAAAGUUCGUAAAUUACGCUUUCGUGCGAUGCUUAUAGUUUGCUCUUACGAUCUACACGGUCAAUGCGAUUAAAAUUUAGUUGCGCAAAGUUCCUGUUAACACCGCAACAGCCAAUAAGCGGAAAUUAUUUUGAAAUAUUUAUAUAAACGACGUCACUUUUUGCAACAUCGAUAUACUUUAAAUUAUUGUAAUAACGCUAUCGCAUUAUUGUAAUGUCGCUAUUAUAAAAGUGAAAUCAAUCGAAUGGCGUGAUUUAUAACGUUCACGUUGCAAUUUUCGGCAAAUUUAACUUUGAUCGCUAUCGAAUUUAAUCGAAAUCGAGAACCGAUUCUGUUCUCUGGCAUCGAUCUCGAUAAAGAUGUUGGAACACGCAACAACUUGUGGCUUACAAAUACGUAGGAAAAUACGCUUCGUCGAACGUGGAUCGCGUGCCAUUCGGUGUGCAGCACGCGAAAUUUUUCAACGAGUCAAAUCGGUUCCACACCGAGUGAAAGCAAAAUGGUACAAAUAGAUAGCGAGCCGUUAAAUUCGAACAUAUUCCCCUAGGCUUCCGUGUAAUAUCGAAAAAUUGUAGGUUUCAACAAACAUUUCCGGGUGUAACGAGAAUUAUUUUUGGAAGGUUGCCAUUUUGUCCGCGGGAUCGUUGGAAUAUUCCGUACUAUUCAACUAUUUCUGGAUUCCAGGCUGUUUCGUAAUACCGCUUUUAGAAUAUUUUAAUCGAUGCGCUAGAAAAAAGUUGUCUGAUCGUUACUUUAUUAAGAUUCGAGUCACCGUAAUUGUCACGAUAUUACUAUGGCUAUUACUAUGGCAGACAUUUUUUCGCGCCAAUUUGCCACUGGCACACGUCCACGUGUACGCGACAUUCCCGCGUUCGAUCUGUCUAUGGCGGGUCGAUAGAGCGUUAAAGCAUCGGUUUUAAAAUUCAAUUUUUAGUUCCGGAAUGAAACGAUCGCGAACGCGACUGUAUAAAUAAGUUGUUUUUGCAAGCGAAUCGUUAGAUAAUCGGUAAGAUUGUUUGCUCGUUGCAUCGGGCGAUGCGGUCUCGGUUACGUUUGAAUUUAACCCCAGGUAACGCGAUGAAACCCUAACGGGCUAAUAUAAUCAACAUUGUGUCUGGUACGAGCAUUACGUAUUCGUGGAACACGAUCGUUAACUUAAUUAAUAAAUAAUUCGUAGCGACGCUGAUCGGACAAUUGGCAGGGCUGAAAAGCAUAUUAUCGGGGUAAAUUUUCGAACGGUCUUAUUCGCGACUGGCAAGAAUCGAGCAUCACCAUUACACGCGGCACCGAGGCUAGGCUCUGUUGCGUUCGCGAGCGUGUGCGCACACGGCAUACUGCGACAGGGUGCAGACACGCUCUUCGUAGCUCUGUUGCAAACACUGGUCGACCGGCGGCAGGAAUAUCAGAUCGAUACUCGGCGAAAAGCGCGGUAGGAGAGGCGCAGCUCUGUACCGUAUCUACGGUUGGGUCCAUCGCAAGAUCCAGACUGGCUGCUCUCCGCGUUCACGGAUACGCCCCUUCCCGUCUUCUAAUGCCAAUCAAAUUCGUCGGCUCCUCGCGCUUCAAUUUUAUCGGUCGCGAGACAAAAAUUUACCUAAUUAUUCUUUCUCGUCUUGCCUGUUUUUUUAUUUCGUUGGGCGUUAGAGAGAUCCUCGUUCGGUUUCGAAUGGUUCUAACGAAGGGACGGAUUGAUCGCGCCGCUCCCUAGGGGCGAGAGAGAAGUUGGCCGAUAGUAGAGGGUAAAUCUUUGCGAUUGUAUACCGAGUCGGCGUUACCGCUCGUAAUGGGACAUCAACCGUCUAAUUGCAGUAGUUAAACCUCGUAGAUAUAAAAGAAGCGAUGCGAACGUAUCUGUUCGCGCAAAUUCGAUGCAUACGAGACUGUGCUAUUUAGAAGGAAAUUAUGGAAGUUAAUAUGAAUUUUUAUUUCUUCUCCGACGAUCCUUUACAGCCGCGAAAAUUGUAUCGAGAAACACGUGAUUAGAUCGGUACAGUUGGCUCACCGUACCACUCGAACGCUUUCACGUUGCUUGACUAGAUAUCAAGGCACGAGUACACAUUGGUUUUCUAGUGUUUAUUUAAGAGCCGUGAAAACGAAGAUACAGGAAACCACUCCCGGUUGCCUCUUCGUUUCUCUUUCGAGAGUCACAUUUAAUCUUUUUUCUUCGCCGUUGAAUAAUAUCUUCUGCAUACAUCGACGCUAAUAUUAUUGUUAGUAUCUGGUGCUCGUCGAACAGAUUCUGCCCACACCCUCGCGAGCUCUUCGACAGACUCUGAUCUUUACUAUUCGUGAACAGAAAUGUGCAUUUAAUAUAUUCGUCGAUUCAGGAAACAUUCUCGUCACGUUACGGUUCGACUACCACGAAAGGGAAGUCAGUCAGGGUCCUAUAGCUCGGAGGAAACGGAAAAAUUCCAGCGGUAAUUUCGGGGGUUCGAAAUUUCGAUACCUGCGGCUUUGGGACGCUUUCGUGAACAACUGUUGCGUCCGGGGCUGUCCAAACGGUGGUGCCCUUUCAUAUUCGAUCGUCUUCAGAACCGAGGCACAAAAGGAUACGUCGAGGCGGUCGACCGAAAUAAGUGGACGCAUCGUCGUUGACAUUGUCGCGUUGCAUUAUCGGAUAAUCGAGUCACCGUUAGAUCUAGUAGCGUACGCUGCUCGUUAUUUCGGUAAAAAUAGGCAAAGUUUAUCGAGCAAAGAGUAUCGGCGAUGUCGCAACGAAAUCUUAUGAAAACGUUAGCUCCGCGAUCGCGUUACAAAAGCGUUGAAAAUUAAUGAACGAUCGAAACGACAACAAUAGAAGGGGUAUAGUUGCAAAGAUUGAUAGAAAGGUGGGGGAAGUUGCGUGACCUAUUUGCAUAGAAACGAUGCAGCGUACGAGUAAACGCAACGUUUAUCGGAGCUCGACGAAUCCUGGUCGCAAACAUUAUCGGCGGAAGCGUGUACCGUGAAGGAAGUAGCCGGUGAGCACCGCGGCCAUGGGAAAAGAUUUGCCGCGAGAUGCGUUACGUUUUCACGACCGUGAAACCGACGUUCGACUCACCUAUGUUUUACUCCUCCAGCGUGUACACCGAAAGCGUUCGUUUUAUUUACCGUAGGAGAGCGUUAUCCUUCGGAAAGUUCAACGUUUAUUACCGUCGAUCGCAACGCGAACAAUAGACGAAGCGGUUGUAAGGAUAAAGUUAUAACGAAGAAGGUCGGUCCGCGAGGGAUAGCAGAAUAUCGAAGCAAGAAGAAGGGACGAGUAAUUGAGCCGGUGCUAAAAAUUCGUAGCUACCUGCCAGGAAAGACUUCCGCCGUCCGACACGCUUCGACUCUCUUCUUACCUGCGCGUAAUGGUAGUUUCGAGAACAAAGGGACAGCCAACUUUUACACCUGUACCUGCAAAUACCACAAAAACUCGCGGGGCCCCUUCGAGACCCUCGCAAAUGUAUUCGUUCCAUCGGGGAAAACCUUCUUGCUUUCGAACUUGUCCGACCAUGAUCGUUAGUCAUUUUCCAGACAUCGGCUUUUCCUCGACGACUCUACGCUUUUCUUUGAUCUUCUGGUUCGUUUAUCCGUCGCGCGGGGCUCGAAUUUUCGUGAACGAUAAGGAAAGAAGAGCGUAGGAGAGACGGCAAGAAAAUCCAGCUGCAGAGUUCGACGACACGUAAUGAAAUUGACUGCUCUCGGCAGCUGGCCGUCGAGGAGCAAUACGCGGCAAGGAUAAAAACAUGGCCAACUUGCUUCGGUAUCGUAAAUUUAUGAGUCGCGUUAAUUCGUGAUCGUCCGGCCCGAUUCCGGACGAACCGAAUGGUAUCGUUAACCUUUUUUUGAUCGAUUGCCAAACGAUGCUUUCGUACGAAACAUUUUUCUCCGGUAUGUUCAUAGGCUGUUACGUGUCGAGCGAGCAAUUUCGAAAGAUAGAAAGUCCGACUCGGAUUUGUUGACACAAAAAUAUCGCAAAUUAAGCAAAUUAAGUAAAUAUCCGAGAACCGGUCAAUUCGUGCCAAGAAUCUCGAUGAAACGUUUACGCGGUCAUUUUCAAAUCCAUGCGACGUAAGCGCUGUUUCGCGAUAUUUUUCUGUCACCUAAUCGUGUCAGACUUUCCCCCGAAUAAUAGCAGAGAGCCCAUCGUAAACGCGUCACCGGUGUUUCCUAAUAGUUCCAACCGUACGGAUGAACGUUAUCAGAGCCGACGGACAAACGUCCAUUUAUUAGACGAACACGAUUCACAUUCGACUCGCUUCAUAUAUAAGCCCUCUUCUGUGCGAUUCAAACCGGUUCUCGAGCAACGAUCACAAAGAAACCCGGCGUUUUACGCGCACGCGAAGCCUAAACCCGUCGAUUGGCCGACUUUGCUUCACGACAUUUAUAAAAAUAUCAUUUUACGCCGAUCCUUUCUACCGUCCUUCCUUACAAAAAUUGCUUGUUCCCAGUAAUAAACUCGCAGCACGUAGGAAGCGAAAGAUUAUUUAAAAGCAUUCAAAUUACCAGGAAAUUUCCUAUCGUUAUACUCGAUUAGUUUUCUAAGCACGCCACAGGAGCCAAUUUUAGUUGAGCCGCAAUUUAUUUGUUGCAUUUACACCGCGGUAAACGUACCGUAAAAUAUUUUCCUCUCCGUGUACGAGCGAGGCGAACCCGUGUGCAGCUGCAACUGUUUUUCUCGCCGCGGUACUGGAACUCGCGUUUUAGCUCGGCUUAACAGCGAUAUUUGUUUACCGAAUUUUACGCGUCAACGAGAAAACUGUUUCCGCCGGGAAAUCUCCUCCAGAUUUUUCCAUCUCGCGAAUCAUUUUCAUCUGCUCCGCGUGGAUCGUUAUUCGUUGUUUACCAAAGUCGUCCGACGUUUGUCCGACGAUACCCAGAUGCUUUUUAGAGCUUCAUCUCGUUUUAAUUAUUAAACAACGCGCCAGUUAUUGUCGAACAACGGCCAGACAGACCUUUACCGCGCAAAGAUCCAAGUUCCGAGACGAGCUUGCGCCAUAACGAUUGUAUUCGAGUGCAAAGGAUUAAGCAACGUAGCAGGAGUCGCUCGAACUUCGUAAUUACGCGGAGCUUUUGUGGGGAAAGAAGAACGGAACUUGCCCUUUCUCUGUGCUAACUUCUCCUUUUCCUCGUGUACGCGUUCAUCAUUUGCAUCGUCUUACACGGACGUUUCGUCAGGUGUUACAGGUACACGGUUACACCCGUGGCCGUGUGCGCGCUCCCACACCGUCACGAAAACUCGGUGAAAGGGAAAUCUGCUCGAUCGUUUGUAACUUGUGGAGGAGUUGUUAUCUUUCAGCUCGACUCGAGUUUCGUGGAGUUGUAACUCUUUUAACCCUUCAAACCUUCGCCCCGAUUCUUCCUUAUCUUUCGUUUACUAUGUUCAAACGUCACGUGCGAUCUUUGCGGCGCUGUCACGAGAGACCCCCACGGACGAAAUCGCUUGCAAAUUCCCCUAUUUUUUCGUGCACGUUAUAUCAACGCGUCAUCGAAUAAUCAUUAUCUUCGUUAUCCUCGCGAAGGAACCUCUUGAAUCGUGUUGAAUAACGAUUACAUUUUAGAAAGUUAUGCGUGUCAUGUAACUUCUGGUUUUAGGUAAUAUACCGUAAGAUAUUAAGUACGGCUACAUUUGUAGAAACGGAGGAAAGACAAUGUUUUACGCGGUCAUAAAAUUGUCGGAUAGUAAAAUGGAGGGAUCGGUCUAGGAUGAAAUAGAGGUAGCAAGAGAGAGGUAGAGAGGCCCUUUAUGACCUGCGAAGGAUUUCAGGUUGAAUAGCUUCAGGGUCUUAGGAUCGUCUAACGCUGGAGGACCCUUCUCGGAACUCGAGCUUGAAGAGGCGAGGGAAGAAAGAUUAUCCUGUUGCAUGAACGAGAUACAAUUUUCGACGACGACCCUCCUUCCUGUAAAUGGCCACGCAUAAAAUUACACGCUUACGACCCUUUGCAAAUUCGUUUUUAAUUGAUUCGUCCUCGACGUUACGGUCGUUCGACUGUCAUUUUUCCAACUAUCGGAUCGUAAAUCUGCUCGAUCGAAUUACCGUCGUUUAUCCGUAAUUGAUUUUCCGAAUGGAAAAUGUAGCUAGGGUUCGACGAGGUCCUCUACAAACCUAUUGCUACAAUAAAUUUAUAACCUUUGUCCGGUUUAGUCGGUCAUAAAGUUAACGGGGUUUCUAGGGUGGUCGUUUCCAAUGAACAAAUUUCGGGGAUUCCCUUCGAUUUCGAUAGACAAAUUUUCUCGAGCACUCGAGAACAUCGGCAUAGUCGGUGGUUUUCCGUGAGAACGACCGAGUGGAACGACCAUUUGAUACUCUGCGAUAUUAUUACAGGUAAGUGGACAUACUUUUUCAAGGCUGUUCGUCGUCUCCCUCGGUCAAGUUUUCGCCAAAGACAUUGAGAAGCGGGCAGGGACUUGUUCCCAACGAUCCCUCACUCUCGAUACUUAAUAUCGUUGCAAAUUUGUUUGACCCAAUUUCGUGCUGUGCGUCCGAUCAAAUUGCUUUCUCGUUCCGCUGACGAUAUCAAACGUGUUCCGCUCGAAAAAUGUUUGCGUUCACGUUUUAUCGAAAUAUCUCUCGAAUGUUGCGAUAGAUCCUCGUGAUAAUUAAACUGUCAGAAGUAAGGGAUGAAAGCGAGCUUAAAUCGUAAAAAAUUGAUCGGUCGUUACGUGUACGGUACGCGUCCCGUUUCCAUCGGUAAUCGGUCUUUCACCCGCGAACAUCUCGGCGAAUAACAACCUUGGGCCUUGGCCGCUUUAUUUUUGUCGGUUUUCGAGCCUGGUUCUGUCCAAAACGUGUCUCGCUCGCGCGCCCACCGCGUCUGCUCGCGUCGAACGUCUGUUACGUUUUUCUUCUUACGUCUCCCUCGUUUUCUUUUCCGUUUUUUCUUACUCCUAUGGCCCAAGAACUUCCAUUCAGACGUUAAUUCAUCUCCGAGACUUUGUUAACGCUAUCGCGGUGAUACGUAGCAUCGUAUAGACUCGUUCCGUAAUUAUUCGAGCGAAUUAAAUCCUUAAUGAUUGGCAUACGUGUCACGUACGAGUACUACUUGAAUUACGCUAAAAUCGUGCUACGAGUAUUUCUUUGCUCCGUUCGCGGAGGAUUCUCAUUUGACCAGAUUAACUUAUCGACUGCACACGGUUGAAGAGCCGUUUUAUAAACGCUGUUGUUUGUUGCUCGUGAACGGGUCGACGACCCACUCAUCUCGACGUAGCUCUUCUUUUUCUCCCGUUUCCUAGUUUCAUUUUUCUCGGUAUGAAAAUUUCCAACGGGACGGAGGCGAUUGCCGUAAGCUGUACACCAGUCAGCGAAAACCGACCGCGCGUUACCUUGCCGCGAAUCCAUCGCAAUUAUCGGCCCGUGAAUACAUUACGCUUACUCGUUGUAACGCCUCGAUAACUCGAUAUGCAUCUCGUGCAAAUGUUUAAUCAUCCGUCUGAUCAGGGUUUCGGUGUAAAUGGAAAUCCUGCCGUUUUACGCGUUAUUCUAUUUGGAAAAUUUUUUCCUGACCCUCGACCGUAACGCGUUCUCGGGGCGAAUCGCGUGCGUAAAUGUUUCGUUUGAAAAAUUUUGUUACUCGAAACGAAAAGGCUUAGCUAGCGUGUUGUUCGCGGCGGAUGUACGAAGCGAUGCAUACGCGAUUGCAUCUGACCGCAGAUUCCACGGAGUGCUCGAUGUAAACGUGCCCUGUGCACAGCUCAUUUGUGGCUGGAGUAGCAUUUACACAGACUUACACGAACGUUGACUCGAGAACGUUACAGUGCGCGCACACGUCGCGUUCGCUUCUCCGCUUCUGGGAAUUGAAUUUCUUUAGAAAAAGUUCCUCGAGAGAACCCACGACCCAAAAAGUAUCUCUUUUAUUUUUUCCUGUAUCGUCGGUUCCGAUACCGUAUAUCAUUCCGCGCGACUCGAUACCAAUUUUUCUUGAAAAAAUCAUCGAAGUGAGUAUACGUAGGUAGUUAUCGGCGAGAGUUAUCCUCUCGGUUAUCCGCGUGUUUGCACGCGGUAAAGAUCGAUCGCUGGUAAAAUUGAUUAAUGGGUACCUUACGCGAUCGAUAGUCGGCGUUGUCGAGUAAACAAGAUCAUUUUCGAUUUCAGCUAGUAGGCGCUCCGUUACGCUUCUACGUCUAAAAAUAUCGUUCGGUCACGUACGUAUGUGGACUCGAAUGUCUCGUGCGCGUAAAGGCCACUCCACGAUACGCGAGUCGUUACGUGGAGCAGGGUCAGUUCUCCGUUCGUCUUUCUCUUUUCCCUCUUCUCGUCCGAUAAUUCAACCGCUUGUUUUCCCUCCACUUUGUACAGGUAUUUUUAGAGCAAAGUCUCGAUCAAGCGACGCGCGAAGGAAAACCGUGUUACGAGAGGGGACCGUAGGGGGCAAGGUUUUUAGCGUUAAUGCGGGGAGUAUUUCGAACUUGAAGUUAAUCGCGCGUAACGCGUUAGAUGGGUUUUAUUAAUUUCGAAGAAACACGAGUUCCGUACACAGUGGUACACAGAGUUAGGUCUCUUUCUCUCUCUCUGCGCUGUUCAUCCAGCUGAUAAUUCGAUGGUCGCGGCGCAUCCGGCACCCAACCCGCGUAUACGUAUAGCGCGGGUCGAGUGGUUUGUUCUGUAGGCCACGGCUCGAGAGACUCGUCCCACGAAUCGUUCGACUAGAGGCCGAGAGCCAGGGUUAGCUGGAAAGAAACGAAAGAGAAGCGGAGAAGAUGCUUCGUGACAGAGAAAUAUCGGAUGCGAGAGAUGGAAAGCUACGAGCGAAAGAAGUCGAAAGAUUGAUAAUAUCCUUGAUCGUUAAUGAGGGUCCAGAUGGAGGAAUCUAAUGCCUUUUUCUUUCCUUUCGCCAACUGUCUCUGCGGGUCCAAAGAAUUGGGAAGUGUAUAGAGAGAAAGAGCGGAGCAAAGGAAAAAAAAUGAAACGGACGAAAGAUGAAACGGUAAAAAGUAAUCGUCAAUGUCACAGGGAAGCGGAUCCAAAAGGCCCAGAAAAUUCGUGGCGGAACAUCAAACGUGCCAACGAACAGACGGGGAAAAAGAAUCGACGGAUAAAAACACGCGCGCGUGACGGAGAGAGAGAAAGGGAGAAUUUCGAAGAGAAAAGGAUCAAAGCGGGUUCUUUUCGAACGUAGUAGAACCACGAACGAGACGAAGAGGCGAAAGCGCGAGAAAGACGAGGACGGAAACGGUGAAAGAGAAAGAAUGAACGCGAACGAGAGAGAAAGAGUGGAAAGAGAGAGGAAAUUGUCUGUACGGAACGAAAGGAACAGAGAGGAACGAAGCGAGUGGGAUAGUUAAACGUGCAAGAGUAGGGUUACGAGGAGACGAGUGGGGUAGGGGGUAGAUACUACGAGUCCACGCGUUCUAUAGUAAAUCGACUAUAGUACUAUGAGUCAGUCACACCCACAAGCCGGUUGUGGGUUCAAGACCCUCGUUGCGCGCUCGUACACGCUGUGUACAGUGUACACGCACACGCGAGGCGCGCCUUGUGUGUACUGCUGCGAGGUCACGCGCACGUAUACGCUCGAGAAUCUAUUGGCCUUGCUACGAGAGAUCGUGAGCAUGAUCCUUAGAUUCGAUAAAAUCAUCGAAAUUCAACGAGCCAUGCAUUUCUUUUUAUUUCACCAGGUCAGGUGAAUGUUGGAUACGGAGAGUAGACACGGUACUGGGCUGGUUCAGGGACCGACGAGGGACCCUUGGCUCACGAUGGAUUACUACCUCGGCACGGACAGUUUGUCGUUGCAAGAGAUGCUCGAUGUCGACAUCAAAUGCGAAAUCGAAGGAGUUAUCGGUGGACACACGGAAUUGGGUUUCAAUUUCACCGACAUGUCCACUUUAGAGAUGGACGACGAUCCCAUUGGAUGUCAGAACGAUAUCAGCGGAUGGUUCGGCUCCACCAGUUUCAUCAAUGGAAACAGCAAUAGCUCCAAUAGCAAUUUCAACCUUGACCUGAGCGGGAGCGAUGCCGCUUCCAUCAUGGUGAAUCCGAACUCCGUCAUGCCUCACAUAGCGAUCCGAAGUCCUAGUCCAAACAACGGGAGAAGGCACUUCUCGUUUUCCAUGAAGAAGGAAAUAAAGGAGGAGAAAAUUGAUAUCGAGGACGAACCAGAAAACGAUACUAAUAGUUACAUAGAGAACGAGAACGAGAAUGAGAACGAGAACGAUAACGAGAACGAAAUCGAGAAUGAAAAUGAAAACGAGAACGACAACGAUAACGAGAAUGAAAAUGAAAAUGAAAACGAGAAUGGAGAGGAGAAUGAAAUUGGCAAUGACACCGAGACGGAACAGUACGAGAACGAUAUUACGGAAACGGAAGAGGAUUCCGAUGACGAACAAGAACUUUCCAAAUCUGUAACACCGUCCAAGUUGAAAACAGUUUCGAUAUCUACGAUCAAAACGAGUUCGCCUCAAUUCAUAAAAACACAAUCAACCCCGAAGAUAAACGGCAUGUCCGGCAUCAGGGUACAAAACUUCAAGUUGCUGCAAAGUCCUCAGACACCGCAGCACGUGCGGAAGCAGAUCUAUAACAACAAUGUUCACGUCAGUCCAGGAGCCACCACUGUGGCUUCGAUGAAAAGAGAGAAAGAAUUUGAUUUGUCCGACUACGAUGACAAACCCUAUCCCAAACCGGCUUAUUCGUAUUCCUGUUUAAUCGCAAUGGCGUUGAAAAAUAGUCAGACGGGUUCUCUACCUGUUUCCGAGAUAUAUAAUUUUAUGUGCGAACACUUUCCAUAUUUUAAAACGGCUCCGAACGGUUGGAAGAAUUCUGUAAGGCACAAUUUGUCGUUGAACAAGUGCUUCGAGAAAAUUGAGAAGCCUGCAGGAAAUGGAAACCAGAGAAAAGGUUGUCUGUGGGCUAUCAACCCAGCUAAAGUGGCCAAGAUGGAUGAAGAAGUUCAGAAGUGGUCUAGGAAAGAUCCUCUGGCUAUCAAGAAAGCAAUGAUAUAUCCAGAUCACUUGGAACUCCUCGAGAGGGGUGAAAUGAAGUACGCGGGCAGUGGUGACGUAUCGGAAGAAACGGAGAGUUCUGGAGACGAAGCCGCCGAAGAAAGCACGACGUACGACGAGUCCAUCCACAGUCAUAUAGCUGCAAAUUCUGUGACGGAUAGCUACGACGAAAGCAGUCAAGACUGUGAUAUAGACAUAACGGAACAUCUCUACGACGAGAUCGACAUCGAAGAGCACAAGGAUGCAUUGCAUAUGCAGCUGAAUAUCUCGAAACAGGAAUCGUUCGAAUACGAACUUAGCCCCAGUACGAAAAGGCAAAAGACGUUGACCGGUGCAAUACAGGGAAACUAUUUGUAUCAACCUGUAACUACGUCGCGAAGAAAAACACCACUGUUUCUGCGAGCCGGCAUGGGAAACGGCUCUUUUCUUAAAAUCGAUUAAAUUUAGGUUUAUCAUUUCAACGUAAAUUCCUAAUUUUAUACGUAUCGAUAGAAUGGUAAAGGAAUAACUUGCAAAUGCACAUAGGUGAAAAAUGUUUGAUACAGGACAUAUAUUAUUUUUCAUUGCUUUUUUACGUUUUUCUUUCUUCAGUUCUAACUCUGUACUUAAUCCUAUUGUUUUGUUCCGGUUUAGAAGUUUUCAUUUAUUUGUAGAUUUUUUUCGCGGUACGUUCGUCUAUAAGUAAAUGAAAAGAUUCGAAGAAAAUAGUAGGAUUAAUAGAAACGAGGUAGAACUUCCGUAUCAUAGGAAUAGACCUUGAAGAGAAUAUCGAAAAGUUCAAAGAUUUAAACUAUUUUUUUAUUUUUCUACUAAUACUUAAUUAUACGAUUGUAAAAAUAUUGCGUUUACAAUUUUUACAUCGCCAGUCUUGACUUUUGAAUAAUUCUCAUAGUUGAUAAUAGUGUUCUUACACACGCAAUCGAUCGGUUGAAGAUACAAUAUUUAUAGAGAUUGCUGAUUUUAUUUUAAAUUACAAUCUUUCGUACUGCGAGUACUAAUAAUUUUUCUUCGACAAAGAAAUGUUUCUGUAUCAAGUAUUUUUUACUGUUCUUGACAGUUGCUGAUAACAACAUUUAUUGCGAUUAUAAAAAUUAUGUAUGCAACGUCAUCUUUGUCUUUUUUUAAUUAUCACGGAAAGUAGGUAUAAAAGAUAUUUUUUUCGAGCAAACUUUUACAUGCAAUCGAUGAUUUUACGUGACAAAUGAAAAUAUAAUUAUUUCAAUUUUUCUAUGACGUGCAUAAAACGAUUUAUUCACGAUUAUAAUCGUACAUGUACAAUUUUGAACGAGUAGGGACAAAAAUGGAAAAGUGAACAGAAAAAUUAAGUAUGAAGCGUUAGAUAACAUUAUAGAUCAAUAAGUAUUUUGGUCAUCGAUUGGCCAGACUGAUGUAUUAUACUUUUUUAUACAUUGCUGGACUAAGUAAUAAUUGUAAAUUUUUAUCACGACUGUAUACCUGACAAUUAUAAAGUUACUUAGAUUCGUAUAACCGAUAUAAGAUAGAGUACAAAGACGAGACAGCUAUAGGAGAAUUUGAAUAUGUAAAAUUUUGUAGUAUAUGUAGAAAUAGUUGGGGAUUGUAUACCUGAUUUAGCGUUUUAUAUUCCCGACGAAAAACUUGUUCUUUUUUUUUUCGUGGUAAUACAUGCCUCCGUUUUUUACUUUUUUUUUUAUUUAAAUAGAACGUUGAGACGCUUCUCAUAAUAUGCAGUUUUAGGCCAGUGGAAUUAUGUAAUUUUCACAUUGCGCGAGUAAUUAUUUUUUCUUACCUAUAAAAUCUAAUAUGUAUAUGUAAACUUACAUAUGUAUACUUUUUUUUAGUCAUCCGUCUCGAUGGAAAAAGAUAUGAUCUACUUAAUUUUUUCAUCCUGUCUCUUCGUACAACUUAGAACAUAAUUCUCAUAUGUUUUGUAAGUAAUGUGUCUGUGUAACUUCAAAAUCUAAAAUUGAAUUCUUAUGAUAACAUACCAGAAGAAGUUCGAAAGAGUCGGAUGUAAAAGUAUAACACUGUAAUGUUUUAAACAUUUUCUCGCAUACAUUUUUAAGCCAGCUAAUGAUUUAAACAGUUUAAACUCUUUUUAGACUAUAAAUAAUCGUUGAAUAAUUUGCGUCUUAUUCAUACUUUAAAAGGAAUAAUAUUUUUAACUGUGAGAAACGAGUAAGAGCAGUUUGUAAUAAUAUAGCGUUACACGACUCUUUUACCGCUGUCUGAGAUGUGUGUCUUAUAAGUACAGAAAUUUCGUAUUGUAUUUCCAUGCGUUGUAAAGACGAAACAAAAGGAACAUAACAUAUUCUAAACGUACAGGAAAAUGUCAUGAGUUCAAUUCGUAGAUCUGUCUUGAAACGUUUGAAGUAAAUUCGUACGAAACAUGUAAAUAGCGACAAGCAUUGUCUUUUUACAAACUAGUUUUACAUGGUGCACUAACUUCGUCUCGCGAAGACGUUGUGAGAUGUCCCUUUAAGGUGUACAAAGGCUACUUUAUUCUUUCUUUCUUUCUUUCUUUACUAAGAAAAAUAAAAAAGCAAAAAAAUGAGAGAUGGGACCAAUGUUGUUAAAAUUCAUCUAUAUUUACUUUUAACAUUGUAACGAGCACGUGUGCUUUUCUUUUCCUCAACUUUCUGUAAGUUAUCGAACACUCUUUUGUACAGAUGUUGUAAAUAUCUUACUUUGUUUUUCUAAUAAGUGACCAAUAACUUUCGAUCGAGUUGCAGGAUCCGUGAAAGCGAUAAACUAUACUAAUAGAUGACUACGUUUUAUAGAAAAUGAACGUUUUGUAGAAACUGUAUUAUUAGAAGAUAUAAUGUAGGCUACUUUAUUUCUUUACAGGUUGGAUAUUUCAAUCCUGGCAAGCAUAGGAUUAUUUUAUUAAUGUAGUCUGCGGUUUAAUUUAAGUAUUUGCUAAUUUGACAUAUUGUCUGAUCUCUAUAAUGGGUCGAAUGUGACCCUUAAGAAGAUGAAUGUUCAGUCAUGAAGUAUUUUUUGCGAAUUAUACUGGUUGAUAAUAAACGGCAUAACCGUAUAUCUAAAUUUACUGCAGAUCAUAGCACCUUAGCUUGUGUACACCUUGAAGAAUGCCAUAAUGAUACUGAACAUAUUUUUUUAAUACAUUUUAAGUGGAUGGUGCUGCGAGAGGCGAGUGGUUCAAAACACAGUGCAUCAGUCACUUUUAAUCUUUUGUAAUUGCAAAUUUUUGUACAAGUAGUUGCUAAUUAAACUCUCAUUUGUAAAAUUUAGUAUCACAUAAUAGCAUCCUCAUUUAUUGUACUAUUUUUGAAUUCAAUAGGAAUUAAUGUCUUUUUUUCUUCAAACAAGUUUCCGAUACUUACAUUAAAAUACCGCAAUGACAGUCUUUAUUGAAGACUGGUUUCUUGAAGGAAAAUGUAAAAAAGAAGAAAUUACAUUUUUAUGGAGAAUUAACUUCCACAUUGUAGAUUAGUAUUUGUUUUAGUCGGAUGAUCUCUUUUCCAUCAAUUUGUAAAGAUUUAGAAUGUGAAUACAUGCAUCAUCUAGAUUAAUACAUAUGCUAUAAAACAUGUACUUGCAAAAUUUAAAUCGCGCAUAUAGUUUUUUUUAAACUUUAUUACUAUCAUUUCUGUGAUUGAUAAAAAAGCAAACAAACAAGCAAUAUCACUGCCAAUCAGUGGUUGAAGAAUCUUAGAAUCUUUGCCACAAUUUGAAGGAUCUCUUUCCUACAGUUAAUGUUAAUUUUAUAUGAUUAAUGAAGUCUGGUUCAAAUAUCAAGCUCUUUCAUAUAACAUGAUAUCAAGAAAGUCUUACGAUUUUCUAGCUGUACAAUAAGUUAAAAGUAUUGUUUAUUUUAAUCGUUAAGCGUAUCUUUAGUCAAAAACAUAAUCUCCUGACUUAGCCUGUAAAAUGUAAUAAUUUUGAUACAGUGGUCCUGUAUCGUUGGAGAGAAAAUGAACAACGUUUUGAAGAAAAAGCGUUUAGAAUGUUACAAUUAUAUAAAUCUGCAAGCGAAGAAACGAGACGAACGCUGUACAUAACUACAAAUAGUAUCCAUUGUGAUCAGUAUAUUAACUCUAUUAGUUGAACAAUCAGUAGUGCAGGAUUUGCAUUCCAUUUGAAACAUCUGUAACCCUUUAUCUUAUAUAGAGAAAGGAUGAAGAAUUGCAGAAAGAUCUUACAUAUUUCUUUCUAUUUUUGUACACGAUGGAACCAAUAAGAGGAUACCUUAACAAAACUUUUCAUUAUAGGUCCUAUAAAUAAAGAGUUAAAUUCCUGCAAAUGAUUGUAGUUAUGAUCCUUAAUUAAAUUAAUUCAGAUGACUUAUGAUAAGAAGCUAGUAUAGUUUUUGUACCUGUUUGUAAUAUUUCUAUACGAUAUAAUUAAUGUAUGUAACAUUUGUGUAGACGCAGCAGAGCAAUUUGUAAUAAUACUGUAUAUGUGCAAUGAGAAGUUUCAGUAAUAAAAUUUUAGGAAAUGUAAACUAUUGUAUAAUGAAUGGUACACCAUUCGUUCCUAUUUAAUUACUUUAUUUUAAUAUUCGCUCCCUGAUAACAUUCAGAUGUCGGUAAAAUUUAAAUUUCACCGCCAUAAAACUACAACUGACGCCAUUUAGCGGCCAUGCACCAAACUAUCGAAAUAAAAGAUUGCAUUUUUCUUCAAAAUUAUCGACCUUUACGUCGUUCUGAGAUCAGCAAAAUAUUCUGCGAUAUCGGUAGAAGAGCAAGAUUAUAAUCGCAAUGAGCCAACCGAGUCAGAAAAGAAAAAUAAAAAAUAUUGAUUUUUACAGGAUGCAAAAUGCUCAGCCAUCUAGCGGUGCACAGCGGAAAAAUGUCCCCCGACCGCAAUAAAGUUGAAAUGGUGUCAUCUUAAGGGCAGUACCCCGUUUUUUAUUAUCCCCAAAUCGAUCGAGCGCCGACGUUAGUUUAAUUAAGUUAUGCACUGUAUGAAAAA